GCUUCCUGUGCACUGGGCUCUGGGUCCGGACGGAGUGCCACGUCGUUCAGCGCGGAGGGUCGGGGAGGGAAAGGAGCGGCCUUCCGGGGACGGAGAGCGGGGGACCCUUCCUCCUCCUCCUCGGCCGGCCUGAGCCAUGGGCUCCUCGCAGAGCGUGGAGAUCCCCGGAGGGGGCACCGAGGGCUACCACGUCCUCAGGGUACAAGAAAAUUCACCAGGACAUCGAGCUGGAUUGGAGCCAUUCUUUGAUUUUAUUGUAUCCAUUAAUGGUUCAAGACUGAAUAAAGACAAUGACACACUCAAGGACUUGUUAAAAGCAAAUGUGGAAAAGCCUGUCAAGAUGCUAGUGUACAGCAGUAAAACGUUGGAGCUUCGCGAGACAUCAGUAACUCCAAGCAAUAUGUGGGGUGGACAGGGCCUCCUGGGAGUCAGCAUUCGUUUCUGCAGCUUUGAUGGAGCCAAUGAAAAUGUGUGGCAUGUGUUGGAAGUUGAAUCAAAUUCUCCUGCUGCACUUGCUGGUCUUAGACCUCACAGUGAUUAUAUUAUUGGGGCGGAUACUGUCAUGAAUGAGUCUGAAGAUUUAUUCUCCCUUAUCGAAACACAUGAAAGCAAACCAUUAAAACUUUAUGUAUAUAACACUGACACUGAUAAUUGUCGGGAAGUGGUUAUUACUCCAAACUCUGCAUGGGGUGGAGAAGGAAGCCUAGGUUGUGGCAUCGGGUAUGGAUACUUGCAUCGAAUACCUACACGUCCUUUUGAAGAGGGAAAGAAAAUUUCUCUUCCAGGACAGUUGUCUAGUACAUCUAUUAGUCCACUCAAAGAUGGCUUUACAGAAGUUCAGCUGUCUUCGGUUAAUCCCCCAUCUUCAUUACCACCCGGAACUACAGGAACGGAACAGGCCUUGGCUGGGCUUUCUAUUAGCUCAACUCCUGCUGUCCCUAAUGUGCUCAAUACAGGUGUUCCUACUGUACCAUUAUUGCCUCCCCAAACAAAUCAGGCUGUUCCUCCAGUUAAUGCAGCAGUUACAUUGCCAGGACUGAUGCCUUUACCCACUGGACUUCCCAAUCUCAGUAACAUCCCAAAUCUAAAUUUACCUGCUCCAAGCUUAAUUCCUGGUUCUGGAUUAGCAGACAUUGGACACCCUGGUUUGCCUCCACUUCCUUCCUUGCCUCCAAUAAAUCUCUCUAGAAUUACACCUCUGACACCAGAAUUUCUUGCACAGUUUCCUUUGGCCACUGAGGUGACCACGCUGCCUACAAAUCUGUUGUCCUCUGCUCCCCCUGGCACUACAGUAAGUGUGGAACAAACCUCUACAUUCAUUCUGGAUAGUGCUGUUCCUCCGCCCACCACCACUUCAGCUCCCGGUGCACCUGCUACAAACGCAUCUGGUCCUGAAGACCGGGGAGAUGGAUCAGCCACAUCCUAUGAAAAACCAGCAUCCUUGGUCACAGAUACAGCUGCAUCUGAAUCAUCAUAACUUCAACUGAUUGAAUGAAUUGGGCUCAGUGUAUUUAUUCAGCUAUGGGAUAAAUAUGGGGAAAAAUGCAAAAUACAAUUAAAUCCAUGCUGGUUUGUAUUUUGUGGUUAGGAUUCCUGUAAAUAUACUGAGGGUGACAUAAGAGUCUGGAAUUUUUAUGGUGGGCUUGGUGUAGGGACAGUGAAGAGUGAGGAAGUGCUUAUAUUUAAAAACAAAAUAUCAAGGUAGAAUAAGCAGAUUUUCAACUGCCAAAAUGAGGUAUUUUUUUAAAUCUAGUCAGAUUUCAGUAGGCCUUCUUGAUUACUUUUUUCCCCUCAAGUUUUGCUCCUGUUAGAAAUCAAGAAGCAGUUCAUGCUUGUGACACUCAAAAACCAUCUUUCAUGUACUUUACAGAAAUUAGAAUGUUGGUAAUACAUUGUGAGGGGGUAAAAGUAUUUACUUUUAUCUAAGUUGUACAUUUUAGCACUAUGAAGACCUUCAAACUAAAGAUGUUUUAUUAAAAAUUUCAGUGUGUGACUUGUCAAUUUUAUAUCAUUUUAAAAUCUGCCUGCAAACCGAUCUUUUUGUUAAGUUUCUACCUGGCCUUACCUCAGUUCUGCUAAAUUUAUUUUAUAAGCCACCGUGUUGGACAUAUUUUGAAGAAAUGGAAAAGAAACAAACCUGUUAUAUGUUGGCUGUGCUACGAGAAGGUGAAAUUGCUAGUUAUCUUUUGUAUGAUGAGUUGUGUAGAGAGAGUUUACAUAUAGGCAAUAAAUUCUGAUAAUUUUUUCUUGUACCAUAAAAUGAACACUUUAUUAAAUGUAGACAUAGGAAAA
Messenger RNA from Sceloporus undulatus (fence lizard), 2292 nucleotides. RefSeq names its product golgi reassembly stacking protein 2 (gene GORASP2). Bases 137 to 1477 code for a protein of 446 amino acids. The record is from RefSeq and is a predicted model, not a curated record. Gene Ontology annotation, cellular component: Golgi apparatus. The transcript has 10 exons. Gene Ontology annotation, biological process: Golgi organization. NCBI's taxonomy places the organism in Eukaryota, Metazoa, Chordata, Lepidosauria, Squamata, Phrynosomatidae. Gene Ontology annotation, molecular function: protein binding.